UGGGUGGGAGGAUUUAUUUUUAGGUAUAAAGACACAAGUCACAAAAGGGCAAAUCCACCAGUUGCUGAACUGCUGAUCAACUCAACAUCACUGCUUGAUCAUCCUCCAGUCUGCAGAUGAGCACCACCAAGUUCCAGCAAAACCUCACAGACGAAUUUUGCUAUCCUGACAACAACAACUCAUGCACAAAGAAGUUUCAACGCGGCAGCGGCCACGUCUUCCUCUUCUUCUUCCUCUCAUGCAUCUCGGUGUCCACCGUGCUCCUGAACCUGCUGGUGAUCAUCUCUAUUUCCCACUUUAAACAGUUGCACACGCCAACCAAUCUGCUCAUCAUGUCUCUGGCGGUGGCCGACCUCCUUGUUGGACUCAUAGUGAUGCCUGUGAAUAUUCUGAACCUAAUAGACAGCUGCUGGUAUCUCGGGAAAACCAUGUGCGCACUUUAUCCUGUGCUUAAUUAUAUUUCCGUGUCGGCUUCGGCCGGAAGCCUGGUGUUCAUCGCGGUCGAUCGGUACAUCGCCGUCUCCAACCCUUUGUUUUAUUCCACCCGAAUGACAAUUUGUAAAACCUCCUUCUUCAUAAGUCUGACCUGGUCUUGUGCUAUUCUGUAUAACAUUUUAUUUUAUCUUUUCAACGGCCACCUGCUUCAUCCAGACAUGAUCAACAAAUGUGUCGGAGAGUGUGUGGUGGUUCAAACUCACGCCGCCUCGAUGAUUGACCUGUUCGUUUCCUUCAUCGGCCCUUGUUUCGCCAUGCUGUUUUUGUACCUGAGGAUUUUUAAAGUGGCGAGAUAUCAGGUCAGAUCUAUCAAUGCUUUGGAGUGUGACAAUGCACAUGGGCGUGGGGUCAAAAGUGUAAAAAACAAAGCUGUAAAAACCUUAGGCAUUGUUAUUUUUGUGUAUCUUUCUUGCUGGAUACCUUAUUAUUUGAAUUCCAUGUAUGUUCAAAGCCUGUCGUCCAUGUCACUGGUGUGGAUUGUGCUCAACUGGCUAAUAUACAUUAACUCCUCUGUAAACCCCCUGAUUUACGCCAUAUUUUACCCCUGGUUUAGAGCAUCUGUUAAGUUCAUUGUGACAUGUAGAAUAUUCCAGGCUUCUUCUUCCAAGUUUAAUCUGUUUCCAGAGCCUUUCUGAUGACAUAAUGUCGCCACAACGUCUGAGGUACAAGUAGAAAAUAUCACCCGAGUUAACAGAUUUUUUUCUCCCUCUGAUAUAAUUAUAAAAAUUGUGUUCUUAUUGGCGGAUAUUUCAUCUGUUAGGAUGAUAACGGUUAUUAAUUGCUACUGAAUGAAGUCAAUAUCCAUCCAAGACCUCAUUCUGUUUUAUUUUCCCUGACAGACUAACAACAGCUGUGCUGUUAUUGAACCGAUACAUUUCUGAAACAAUGAUCAAAAUUAUGUUAUUGUUUAAAAUGAUGAACAAAGUCAAUAUCCAUCCAACUUGUUUUUUUUUUUUUUUUCCUUCUAAUAGAGUUGCUGUUGAAAAAUUGUUGUUUUUUUUUCCCCCUGAUAGAAUUACAAAAAUGUUCUCAGGAUAAUGAAGGAAGAUUAUAUCCAUCUGAUUAAAAUACAUAUGAGACUUCAAUCUGAUCAUUUUUAAUUAGAAUUGCUUGUUUUAAUAUGCUGUUACGGGCUGCUAUCGAAUCCACCCAAGAUGUCUUUCUGACAAGCUUCUGCUUUUUUUUUCUUCUUUCUGUCAGACAAAUGAAAAAAAAAAAAAAAAGUGCUGUUUAUAAAUCGGAUGAAGUAAAUAUCCAUCCCACGGCUUUUCCUCCUCAUAGAAUAACAACAUGCUAUUGUGCUCUUAUUGGCUGAUUUUUUUUUUCUUUCUGACAGAAAUUGUAAAAUCGCUAAUUGUUCUUAUAUGAAAUCGCUGUGUGUUAGGAUUAGGAACGUACUGCGUUACCACUGAAAUGGACGAUUCAUGUGCAACAGGGCUUACAAAUAAAUAAAUAGAAUAAUAUGAAAUUAUUAUAAAUAUAUGAAAGUAAUGGGAUUAGUAAUCAUUUGUUUUACUUCCAUAUUUGUCAAGUCCAUGUAAUCCACACAAGCACACACACACACACACCAUAUUAUAUUCCAUUACCAUCAACCUCUAUAAUGUAAAACAACUAUCAAAUAUAAAAUAUAUUAAUAAGCAUUAAAAUAUAUUUAUAAUCAUGUGAUAUUUCAAAUAUUUAC
Ictalurus furcatus (blue catfish) is the source of this 2176-nucleotide messenger RNA. Its product is annotated as trace amine-associated receptor 13c-like. NCBI's taxonomy places the organism in Eukaryota, Metazoa, Chordata, Actinopteri, Siluriformes, Ictaluridae. The record is from RefSeq and is a predicted model, not a curated record. Gene Ontology annotation, cellular component: membrane. Gene Ontology annotation, molecular function: trace-amine receptor activity. The transcript has a single exon. Gene Ontology annotation, biological process: G protein-coupled receptor signaling pathway. Bases 117 to 1130 code for a protein of 337 amino acids.